CAUCGAAUUUAUACACUACAAAACAGGCAAAAGAAACAUAGACAAAGGUUCUUUGUAAGCUGUGGUCCUCAACAGAUUUCUAAUUUUUUUGGGAGAUGAUAAGUUCCCACACGAAGCAUAGCAGCUCAUAGGUACUAUUAAAAUUGUAUAGAUGAAGAAAAAGAAGACUUAUGCUAUUAUUGGAAAAAAUAUCGUAUUCAAAACCACAAGUAAAAUAAUACUCAAUGAUUUAAAUAUCACUGUUGAAAAUCAAUCAAUUUACGCGGUUUUGGGUGAAAAUGAUUCGGGCAAGUCUGUAUUAUUGAAGUGUCUAAUAGGCAUUUUAAAAUUGGAUGGCGGUGAUGUAAGAUUACCAAACGAUGUCAGUAGCCAUGACAUAAGGAGCGUUGGUUGUAAUAAUGAGAUAAUGGCCGCAGGACGUCCCAACAUCGGGUUUUCCUUACAGGACUUCGACAUUCCGGGACCAAUGAAAAUAUACCAACUGUUGAACUACAUCAGUGCCAUCAAUGGACUUCUCAAAUACCAAACCAUAGAACGAUACCAUACUAUAGCAACGAUGAUUCAGAUACCAAUGUCCGACAACUUGGUCAGUCAACUGAGACCUUGGCAAAGGAAAGUUUUAUCUCUGGUGUUAGCAAUUAUACACGAACCCAAGCUGAUCAUUUUCGACGACAUCACUAGUGGCAUGGAUAAUGAAACACUGAAAAAAUUACACAAAACCAAUCAGGACUGGACCAUAGCGCCCAACAACAAAGCAUCUCAACGUAAAAAGGUAUCAAAUCCAACUAGUCCCACAUCACCCACGCUACAGCAGAUUUAUAAUAAUCAGCCAGUUCUACAUUUGUCCGGUCAAACAUUCGAUUACGAUAAUACGUUAUUUCAGUCACCUAAUAAGACUAUAUGGACACUUUUAUCGUUCAUAAAUGAAUCCAGAAAAUGUACAAUAAUUGUGUCGGCUAACAAUAAUUUUGACUUUAUGGAAACAUCAGUUACUCAUAUAGGAAUAUUGGUCAAUGGUAAAAUUGUAGAAGAAGACACGACAUUAAAUCUUUUAAAUAAAUAUGAAGCGUCGAACAUAAACUGUUUGCUAAUAAAAAUUAUUCUCAACGAAGAUGACCAAAUCGCUAUCUCGGAAAAUACAAAUAAGUCAUUCAACAUUGAAAGUCAUAUUAUACUCAAUGGUACGUCACCACUAAAUUCCAUGUUUAUUACAGAAAAUCAUACAUCUCAAAAACGAAAAAGCGUAUUACAAACACUGAUACUAAAUCAUUUUUGUCCUUUAGGUGAGAUAAAAUUAUUGGCAAGUCGCAGCUUACGUAAAAAAUAAACUAAUAGAACAUUACAAAGACUUUUUGUCGGAUUAUACGCAUAGACAUAGUAUGUUGACGGAUAUCAACUACGAAU
Molecule: messenger RNA, 1404 nt
Organism: Sipha flava (yellow sugarcane aphid)
Lineage: Eukaryota; Metazoa; Arthropoda; Insecta; Hemiptera; Aphididae
Product: methionine import ATP-binding protein MetN-like
Exons: 12
Coding region: 152-1327 (391 amino acids)
Molecular function (GO): ATP binding; ATP hydrolysis activity
Source: RefSeq, a predicted model, not a curated record